This is a messenger RNA of Metarhizium robertsii ARSEF 23, 390 nucleotides long. RefSeq names its product FAD binding domain protein. The transcript has a single exon. The record is from RefSeq and is a predicted model, not a curated record. NCBI's taxonomy places the organism in Eukaryota, Fungi, Ascomycota, Sordariomycetes, Hypocreales, Clavicipitaceae. The coding region runs from base 1 to 390 and encodes 129 amino acids.
AUGGCGAUGGCAGUACUCCGUAGACGCUACGGCAUUCUUCAAAAUUGGCACAUGGCCCUGCCAGUGGUCCUCUUCAUGGCCGCAUCUGGACAAAUGUGGCGACAACAGCGUUUAAUUCAGUCCAGUCUUCUCCUGGGACAUGCCGCGGUGAAACGUGCCCUCUCUCAGCCGGGCCUUGCAUCGCGUCCGUGGAACAAGGCAUACGGCAGUGAGGCCGGUGUAGAUGCCGGGGCCCUCGGAAAGAAUGGCGUACCGACCCCCAAGACGAGCCGUCUUCAACUUGGGCUUUGUGUGAUGAUGAUGAUGAUGAUGAUGAAGGUCCCAACUUUGGACUCGACUUGUGCUAACUCUAAAUGGGCAAGGUGUCGUUCAUUGGCCACGGUCCAAUGA